UUCAGUCAAGGUUAUUAGCGUAGUAACUAGGAAUUAGAAAAAAACAAAGAAAAAGGAGUAGGAGGAAGUACAUACAGAAGCAAUACGUAAUUUUACAACCGACCGAAUUUUUAAAAAAAGUCUAGGAAGCCAGAGGUAUAUAACGAGUAGUGAACAUAUUGUCGUUACAGUAUGUUAAAUUCCUUCGGAAUGAGGACAAUUGUACGAUAUUGAUAAUUGCAUUAAUUAUUAUUAGAAGGAAGAAUAUUUAUCGCGCUAACGAUAAACCAAUAUCUUGAAUAAUUGAGGAGAAAGUAAGAGAAAGUUUCUUAUGUGUAAGCAUUUAUCACGGCAAUCUUGAAGAGAAGUCAUUUCUUAAAAGAUCGUUCCCGGUUCGACACGUGCGCUUCGAAAUUCUUAUGCGAGACGAGUGACACUAUAUCGAUAGAAGUCUCGUCGAUAGAAGUACAUAUAUAUAUUAGAACAACGAUCUAAUACGUAUUUGUUGACUUGUAUAAAGAUUGUUUACAAAAUCAAUCGACGUGUCGGUUAAUAAAUUUUUUAGAGUGAAACAAAAAAAGGCAAAGAAAAAGAAAUUAAAAAUUAAAAAAUAUUCAAAACGCAAUCUCUCGUAGUCCAUAAAUCGAUCAUCUUUGUUCAGUUUCAUUGUCAAGAUCUUAAGUAUAAAAUAUCGAAUAAUCGAGUUUAUCCAAGUGAAAAAAAAGGAACGCAAACAUGGACGUUAAGGAUUUUCUUGAUUUUGGUAAAGCCUCCAUGGAUUUUAUCGUAAAUUAUAUGGAAACAUUGAGAGAUAGACCUGUUCUUCCGAAUGUUGAACCAGGAUAUCUCAGUCAAUUGAUACCGGAAGAAGCACCUAAAGAAGCAGAGACUUGGCAAGAGGUCUUCAAAGAUAUUGAAAGAGUGAUCAUGCCUGGGAUAACCCAUUGGAAUUCGCCUAAUUUCUACGCGUAUUAUCCUUCUUCCCAAUCGUAUGCAUCCAUCAUUGGUGAACUUUUAUGCGCCGGAAUUGGAGGUGUUGGAUUUUCUUGGAUAUGUUCGCCCGCCUUUACCGAAUUAGAAGUUAUAACAUUAAAUUGGCUUGGAAAAAUGUUAAAUCUACCAUCCGAAUUCUUAAAUUGCGGCAAUGGAUCCGGAGGAGGUGUUAUACAGGGUUCCGCCAGUGAAACUACGAUGAUCUGUUUAAUAGCAGCCAAAGAUCGAAAGAUUCGACGUAUAAAAAGCAUUCAUCCAGAUUGGGACGAACACAUAAUUAAAUCCAAAUUAGUAGCUUAUAGUUCAGAUCAGGCAAACUCGUCCGUUGAAAAGGCAGGACUUUUAACUUCUGUACAAAUGAAACUUUUACCUACAGACAACAAUUGUAGUCUCCGUGGGGAAACAUUAUUACGAGCAAUUGAAAAAGAUUUAAAAGACGGUCUUAUACCUUGUUACGUUUGCGCGACAUUAGGUACUACCGGUACUUGCGCCUUCGAUAAUUUAGAAGAAAUAGGACCAAUUUGUAAUCAAUACGAAAUAUGGCUUCACAUCGAUGCCGCAUAUGCCGGUGCAGCUUUUAUUUGUCCUGAAUAUCGACACUUGAUGGCCGGUGUUCAAUAUGCAGAUUCUUUUAACGUCAAUUGCCACAAAUGGUUGCUCCUUAACUUUGAUUGUUCAGCAAUGUGGGUAAAAAAUUCGAAAUAUCUUAUUGAGUCACUCAGCGUCAAUAGAAUUUAUCUGGCAUACGAUAAAGAAGGUCUUGCUCCUGAUUAUAGAGUAUGUUUUUUCUUGAAAUAUUAUUUUAAUUUUGUAUACGAAUUUUUAACAAUACAUUACGUUACUUCUCUUUUACAGCAUUGGCAAAUAUCAUUAGGACGUCGUUUUCGUUCUUUAAAGCUUUGGUUCGUUUUACGUCUUUAUGGGAUAGAAGGAAUGCAACGACACAUAAGGAAUAGUAUAUCGUUGGCACAAAAAUUCGCUGAUUACGUCGAAUCCGAUGAAAGAUUUGAACUCGUUACGAAUUCCAUGGCUCUAAUCUGUUUUAGGUUGAAGGGAGAUAACAAUUGGACGAAAGAACUUCUUACUCGCUUGACCGAGCGAAAACGUAUUUACGUUAUUAUUGCAUCGUUAUGUGAAAAAUAUAUCAUACGGUUUUGUAUAUCCAGUCGAUUAUGUCAAGAAAAGGACAUUGAGUUCGCCUGGAAGGAAAUCAGUGAGCAAGCCACGGAAAUUCUUCAAACGAAGCUUCGUCCUAUAGAGGAAAUUUUAACUCAAUCAUCCGUGAAAUCGUACGAUGAUAUAGUGCUCAGGAUAGAGAAUUCAAAACAUAAAUCCAACAACAUCACGCAAAAAAUCACGUAACUUCUUUUU
Vespula vulgaris is the source of this 2343-nucleotide messenger RNA. RefSeq names its product aromatic-L-amino-acid decarboxylase-like. Lineage: Eukaryota; Metazoa; Arthropoda; Insecta; Hymenoptera; Vespidae. Gene Ontology annotation, biological process: catecholamine metabolic process; amino acid metabolic process. Gene Ontology annotation, molecular function: pyridoxal phosphate binding; aromatic-L-amino-acid decarboxylase activity. The coding region runs from base 715 to 2334 and encodes 539 amino acids. The record is from RefSeq and is a predicted model, not a curated record. The transcript is spliced from 8 exons.